This is a messenger RNA of Kluyveromyces marxianus DMKU3-1042, 1728 nucleotides long. RefSeq names its product threonine ammonia-lyase ILV1 (gene ILV1). Gene Ontology annotation, biological process: L-threonine catabolic process. Bases 1 to 1728 code for a protein of 575 amino acids. Lineage: Eukaryota; Fungi; Ascomycota; Saccharomycetes; Saccharomycetales; Saccharomycetaceae. Gene Ontology annotation, molecular function: pyridoxal phosphate binding; threonine deaminase activity. The transcript has a single exon. The record is from RefSeq and is a predicted model, not a curated record.
AUGCUUUUGAGUACUUUGAAACUGCGUGGUGCUUCCAUGCCACUAGGAGCCUAUAGGCUCGCUAUUCGGUUCAAUAGCAGUAAUGCUGCGACCACCAGUGGUGCUUCACCAUUCUCAGAUAAUUUACAGAAGAUGUACUCCAAUCUAAAAGAUGAUGAGAGGCUGGCUGACGGUUCGCCAGAUUACGUUCGGUUGAUUCUACGGUCUAGCGUUUACGACGUUAUUGAAGAGACUGCGAUUUCGCAUGCGGUUUCGUUAUCGUCAAGACUAAAUACCACGGUGCAAUUGAAGAGAGAAGACUUGUUGCCCGUGUUUUCGUUCAAGUUGCGUGGUGCUUACAACAUGAUUGCCACGCUUGACGAUGCGCAGAAGAAUGCUGGUGUUAUUGCAUGUAGUGCGGGGAAUCAUGCACAGGGUGUUGCGUUUUCGAGUAAGCAUAUGAACAUUCCUGCUACUAUCGUGAUGCCUGUGUCGACGCCAUCUAUCAAGUACCAGAAUGUGUCUAGAUUAGGAGCACAAGUUGUGCUUUAUGGUAACGAUUUCGAUGAGGCUAAGCUGGAGUGUUCGAGAUUGGCUGAAGAACGUGGGAUGACCGAUAUCCCACCGUUUGACCAUCCAUACGUUAUUGCUGGUCAAGGUACCAUUGCGAUGGAAAUCUUGAGACAGGUGCACAAGGGCUCCAACAUUGGCGCAGUGUUCUGCGCUGUUGGUGGUGGUGGUUUGAUCUCUGGUAUCGGUUCAUACUUGAAGAGAAUUGCGCCUCAAAUCAAGAUCAUCGGUGUUGAAACAUACGACGCUCCUACACUACACACUUCUUUGACUAACGGCAAGCGUACAUCUUUGAAAUCUGUUGGAACCUUUGCGGAUGGUACCUCAGUGCGCCUGAUUGGUGAAGAAACCUUCAGAGUAUGCCAAGAUGUAGUCGAUGAGGUCAUCCUCGUGAACACGGACGAAAUCUGUGCUGCAGUUAAGGACGUAUUCGAAGACACCAGAUCAAUUGUAGAACCUAGUGGUGCUCUUUCGGUUGCCGGGUUGAAGAAAUACGUGACACAGCUGCACCCAGAAAUCGACCACUCCAAGAAAACUUACGUGCCAAUCUUGUCUGGUGCCAACAUGAACUUCGACCGUUUAAGAUUUGUGUCUGAAAGAGCCGUGUUGGGUGAAGGUAAGGAAGUUUUCAUGCUUGUUACUAUCCCCGAUAUUCCAGGUUCCUUUAAGAAGCUACAAAACGUUAUCCACCCAAGAGCAGUGACCGAGUUCUCGUACAGAUACAACGUGCACCGUCAUGACUCUGAAAACGACGUCCCUAUGGCCUGCAUAUACACAUCUUUCAACGUCGUUGACCGUGAAAAGGAAAUCAAGCAAGUGGUGCAACAGCUAAGUGCGCUUGGCUUUGAAGCAGUUGAUAUUUCUGACAACGAAAUGGCCAAGUCUCACGGGAGAUACCUAGUCGGAGGCGCGUCAGAAAUUCCUAACGAAAGAGUUAUUGCAUUUGAGUUCCCAGAAAGACCCGGUGCAUUGACCAAGUUCCUCUCUGGUCUCAGCGCUUCCUGGAACUUGACUUUGUUCCACUACAGAAACCAUGGCGCAGAUAUCGGUAAGAUCUUGGCAGGUAUCAGUGUCCCACCAAGCGACAACGAAAUCUUCCAAAAAUUCUUGGACGACUUAGGCUACAAAUACCAUGAAGAAACAGACAACAUGGUCUAUAGAAAAUUCUUGAAGUACUAA